UUCGGUGAAAACGAUUGUAAACACCUACUUUAUAUUGCUCAUAUAUUUUUUCCCAUGAUUGUUUUUGAAUGUAAUUUGUGAGAAAGCUGUGACCCUAAGAAGUUUUCACUUGACCCGCCGCCAGAAUCUCAUUGCAUUCAGGUACAACAAUUAAAUCUAAUACAAGCUGGUUUGUUUUUUUUCAGCACCAACAGUUCAUAUUUUUAUCACAAGCCAUGAAGAAAAAUAAUGCACAGCAGCCAGCUCUGCAUAAAGUUAUAAUGGUGGGUAGCGGUGGUGUUGGUAAAUCUGCUCUAACCCUUCAGUUUAUGUAUGAUGAGUUUGUCGAAGAUUAUGAACCGACUAAAGCUGAUUCGUACCGUAAAAAAGUAGUCUUGGAUGGUGAAGAAGUCCAAAUUGAUAUAUUGGACACUGCUGGCCAAGAAGAUUAUGCUGCCAUUCGUGACAAUUAUUUUCGAAGUGGUGAAGGAUUUUUGUGCGUGUUUUCCAUUACAGAAGAUGAUAGUUUCCAAUCAACAAUGGAAUUUAGAGAACAAAUUCUACGAGUGAAAAAUGAUGAAAAUAUACCCUUUUUAUUAGUGGGUAAUAAAGGGGACUUGACAGAUAAACGAAAAGUGUCAUUGAAUGAAGCUCAGUCUAGAGCUCAAGAAUGGGGAGUGCCAUAUGUUGAAACAUCAGCUAAGACAAGAGAUAAUGUUGAUAAAGUAUUUUUUGACUUGAUGCGUGAGAUCCGUGCUCGUAAGAAAGAAGAUGUAAAAGGAGCAAAUGGCAAAGGUAAAGACAAAGGUAGACGAAAGAAGUUGAAAUGUAGUAUAGUGUGAAAAGUUUGAACCCUCAACAUCUCUGGAAAUCUAAUUCAUUAUUAUUUAUUAUAAUUUUUAAUAAUAUGCAAUCAAUUAUUUUGAUUUUGAUUAUGUCUUUCUCCUAAAUAUAUAUCAAGGAUUUUAAUUUUA
Messenger RNA from Rhopalosiphum maidis (corn leaf aphid), 953 nucleotides. It is a transcript of the gene Rala, whose product is annotated as ras-related protein Ral-a. Gene Ontology annotation, molecular function: GDP binding; GTP binding; GTPase activity. The record is from RefSeq and is a predicted model, not a curated record. Lineage: Eukaryota; Metazoa; Arthropoda; Insecta; Hemiptera; Aphididae. The transcript has 4 exons. The coding region runs from base 216 to 821 and encodes 201 amino acids. Gene Ontology annotation, cellular component: plasma membrane. Gene Ontology annotation, biological process: Ras protein signal transduction.